AUGGCACCCGACGUGGGCCUUUCCCGCGCCACCUUCGCCAAGCUCUCUCCCCAUCCCUUCCUCCUCGCCAAUUUGGAGCCCUCCGAUGGCGACUUCCCGCCCGCCAGAAGCAGUGGCCGGGCCCCCGACGAGGUUCGCCCGCCUUCCGUCAACACCUCCAGCCUGUCGCACGCGCAUGGCAGCGCCCUCGUGCGCAUGGGCGACACUACAGUCAUCUGCGGUGUCAGGUGCGAGACCAUUCUGACGUCCGGAAUCCCCAACUACCGCGCAUCGAACACCGAGACGGAGCUCAAGGAUUAUGAUCUUCUCGUGCCGAACAUCGAGCUCGCCACUGGCUGCGCGCCCGAGUUCCUACCCGGAGGCCCGCCUUCCACACUCGCACAGACGCUGAGCACGAGGAUAUACUCGCUGCUGCACAGCUCCAAACUGAUACGGCCGGAAGACUUGCGCAUCUGGCAGACGAAGCUCUCGGACCACCAGGUCGAGUCCGAGGACCAGAUGGAGAUGGACACGGAUGAGGGCGGCGAGCGAAGCGUUGUCGCCUAUUGGGUGCUCUACAUUGACAUGUUCUUCAUUUCCUUUGACGGAAACCCAUUCGACGCCGCCUGGGCAGCGACGGUGGCCGCCCUGCGAGACACCAGGAUCCCCCGGGCCCGCUACGAUGCCGAUCGAGAGCUUGUCCUGUGCUCGAGAAAGGACCCCGUUCCCUUGGCCAUCAACGGCCUGCCCGUCGCCUGCACCGCCGCUGUCUUUACCGGCAAGGAGACGGACCGGCCGACGGACGGCAAGUACUGGCUGCUGGCCGACCCCGAUCGCUUGGAGGAGUCUCUAUGCGACGAGACCGUCACCUUUGUCGUCGACUGCAGCGACGGUGCCACCAAGAUACUGUCCAUUUCUAAGCAUGGCGGCGUCGUCUUGAGUCCCAAGCAUCUACGAGCGCCACAAUUUUUGGACAUGACGAGCAAACGGUGGAAGGAUGUUGCCGCAGCAAUCGGACAAUAG
Molecule: messenger RNA, 1002 nt
Organism: Drechmeria coniospora
Lineage: Eukaryota; Fungi; Ascomycota; Sordariomycetes; Hypocreales; Ophiocordycipitaceae
Exons: 1
Coding region: 1-1002 (333 amino acids)
Biological process (GO): U4 snRNA 3'-end processing; TRAMP-dependent tRNA surveillance pathway; nuclear polyadenylation-dependent mRNA catabolic process
Cellular component (GO): nuclear exosome (RNase complex); cytoplasmic exosome (RNase complex)
Source: RefSeq, a predicted model, not a curated record